AAAGGGGUGAGGCCUUAUGUUUGUCUUUGCUCUGUGUGGUCUGAACUGUACAUCUCUGUUUGUUGAUAAGGAUCAUACAAACCAGGUGGAGACAGAAAGGGCAAUGAAAAGUACUGUUUCCUUUGCUGCAUGUUAGCAGUGAUGGUCCCACUCUGCCAGGAUGCAGGUCCAUAACCGUCAGCCCUGCACUCUCAGCACCACAGGGGAAGGAGCAGGACAAGUAGUGCCUCAUGCUCUGUCCUUUUCUGCAUGGGACAGUCAGCUCCAUCAUGGGGGCUGUGGAGGACGGAGCAUCCAUGCAAGUUGCUCUUCUGUGGCUCUGGCUUGAGGCAUCUCUGUCCUCUUUCAGCUUCUCCCAGCAUGGCCCCACCCAACGCUUCAGUUCUCCAGAAGUGGUGACUCCCUUGAAAGUGACCAGCAGGAGCAGAGGUGCAAGGACUCCAGGAUGGCUCUCCUAUAGCCUGUUAUUUGGGGGCCAGAGACACGUUAUUCACAUGAGGGUCAAGAAGCUGUUGGUUUCCACACACCUCCCUGUACUCACCUACACAGACCAGCGUGCCCUCUUGGAAGAUCACCUCUUCAUCCCUGCUGACUGUUACUAUCAUGGUUAUGUGGAAGGGGCCCCCAAGUCUCUGGUUGUUUUCAGUACCUGUUUGGGGGGCUUACGGGGAGUGUUACAAAUAAAUGACCUCGUGUAUGAAAUUGAACCCAUCAGACACUCUACUGCAUUUGAACAUCUGGUUUAUAGGUUAAACAGUAAUGAGACACAAUUCCCACCCAUGAAGUGUGGUUUAACAGAGAAGAGUGUACGCCAGCACUUGAAAUUUGAAGUGGGUGAGAACUCAGUUCGGAAACACAGUUCUGCUGGUGACUGGUGGAUCCACUUGUGGUUUUUGGAGCUGGUUAUAGUGAUAGACCAUGAUUUCUUCAUUUACUCCCAAAGCAACUUGUCAAAACUUCAAGAGGAUGUAUUUCUUGUUGUUAAUAUAGUGGAUUCCAUGUAUCAUCAGUUGGGUACUUAUGUCACUUUGAUUGGGAUUGAGAUUUGGAAUCAAGGAAACAUUUUCCAGAUGACAAACAUAGAACAGAUUUUGGAAAAUUUCUCUCAGUGGAAAAAAAUCAGUCUUUCCCAGCUACAGCAUGAUGCUGCACACAUUUUCAUAAAAAGUUCACAUAUCAACAUACUUGGUCUAGCCUAUGUUGCAGGAAUAUGUCGUUCUCCAAUUGACUGUGGAGUCUGUAACUUCCAGGGAGAUCCCUGGCCUGUCUUUGCUAACACUGUGGCCCACGAGUUAGGUCAUAUUUUGGGUAUGGUGCAUGAUAAGGAAUACUGUUCAUGUGGCGAACGUGGUUGUAUUAUGAGCACUUUCCGAAUACCAGAAGCGCAGAGAUUCACCAACUGCAGCUAUGUCGAUUUUAUGAAAACCGUUUUAAACCAAGGAUCAUGCCUGAGCAAUUUUCCGAGACCAGCAAAAGUCUUUCUGCUCAAGCGCUGUGGGAAUGGUGUGGUUGAAAGCGAAGAGGAGUGUGACUGUGGAGAGACACAGCAGUGUGAACACGAUCCCUGUUGUUCGCUGAACUGUACUCUGAGGCCUGGAGCUGCUUGUGCUUUUGGACUGUGUUGCAAAGACUGCAAAUUCGUGCAAUCAGGGGCACUGUGUAGACAACAGGUCAAUGAAUGUGACCUUCCAGAAUGGUGUAAUGGGACAUCCCACCAGUGCCCACAAGAUGCAUAUGUGCAGGACGGAGUUCCCUGUGGUGAAAAUGCCCACUGCUAUCAAAAACAAUGUAAUAACCACGACCAACAGUGCAGGGAGAUUUUUGGCCAAAGGGCAAAGAGUGCAUCUCAGAAUUGUUAUAGAGAAAUCAACUCUCAGGGAAACAGUUUUGGCCACUGCGGUGUCAACGGCACAGUCUACCUGAAAUGUAAUAUGCCUGACGUCUUUUGUGGGAGGGUUCAGUGUGAAAGAGUGGAAGAUAUGCCACAACUCCAAGAUCAUUCAGUUUUGCAAAGCACUCGUGUCAGUGGUGUCACGUGCUGGAGCAUCGGCCAUCACUUAGGACUGAGCGUAUCUGACGUUGGUGAAGUGAAAGACGGCACCACCUGCGGAGCAGGAAAGAUCUGCAUUCACAAGAAGUGUGUCAGUCUUUCGGUCCUGUCACAAGAUUGCCUUCCCGAGACCUGCAAUAUGAAGGGGACCUGCAAUAACAAACAUCACUGCCACUGUGCCUACGGGUGGUCCCCACCCGACUGCCUGAACAGAGGCUACGGAGGCAGCAUUGACAGCGGCCCAGCAUCUACAACCAAAAUAGUUUUCCUGAAGCUAGUUGUGAUUCUUUUUUUGUCUGCUUUGAUUUGUCUCUCAACUGUUGGGCUUUAUAUGUAUCGUCGAAUACGUUCUGGUCCCAAGGAGACUGAGGCUCACUCACUCACUGAGGCUCACUCAGAUUAAGGAAAUGUCUCUCACUGAAAAUCCUACGCAUGAUUUAGGUUUAUUUCCUGGGCAGUAGAAAUGUUAGCACGUGCCCCAAACUGAGCACAUCUGUGACAGUUUACAGAAAGACAUAGGGAUCUUUCCUUCUGCAGGGAUCAGAAACUUUGUCAUUAGGUACAGGUAAUUCUUAACAUGUUCCUACCUACUGUUCAUUAUCUGAAGCAGCAAAUAAAGCUGUGUUUCCUCCCUCAA
Messenger RNA from Chinchilla lanigera (long-tailed chinchilla), 2687 nucleotides. RefSeq names its product disintegrin and metalloproteinase domain-containing protein 21. Gene Ontology annotation, molecular function: metalloendopeptidase activity. The record is from RefSeq and is a predicted model, not a curated record. Gene Ontology annotation, biological process: male gonad development; proteolysis. The transcript is spliced from 2 exons. Bases 231 to 2453 code for a protein of 740 amino acids. Gene Ontology annotation, cellular component: plasma membrane; external side of plasma membrane; sperm head plasma membrane. NCBI's taxonomy places the organism in Eukaryota, Metazoa, Chordata, Mammalia, Rodentia, Chinchillidae.